AAAAGAGAGAGAGAGAGAAGCGAAGCAAAGCAUCGUUUGGUUCUCUUCGUCUCUUCCCCAAUCCCCAAUCUUCCAUUCCUUUACCUGUAAACCAACGAAAACCCUAGAAAUCUCGAGAAUCAAAACCCUCACCUCUUUCAAUUUCUUGCCAGAGACUGAUUAUCCACUCGAAUGUUUGUCUCUUCUUCAACAACGCAACAUCUUCGCACCAACUACACCCACUUAUUUGACAGAUUUUCUUGAUUCCAUUGGGAAUCCACAGGAUUAUAAAUUUUACUUUUUUGCGAUUAUCGGGUAAAUUCCAGUACCUUAGAGGCUUUUAUUGUUUAAAUUUGGAGGUCUGGGUCUCAUGAGAAUUGUUAGGGGAAUGCAGAGAUCGUUUUGCGAGAAGAAGAAGGCACCAGGAAGGAAGAAAUCUUUGAGCCAAGGGAUUGGCGUGACAGUGCCCAAGGCCAGAGCACGGGACAAACCUAUGAGUAAGGUUUUGGGUCUCUAAGAUUUGAGGGUUUCGGUAGGCAGAGAGGGGAGAGAGAGAGAGAGAGAGAUUGGUCAUAGAUUAUUUAUUUGUUGGAGACCAUAACCAUCGAACGCAAUGACUCGGAUUUUGGUUCAGCGAGGCUCCUCUAGUGCUGCUUCUUCUUCUUCUUCUUCGAACCCAAGUCGUACUACUUCUUCCUUGCCUGCUUCUUCUUCUUCUUCUUCAGCUCUGGCUCGUGCUGAGCCUCUAGUUAAUCAUUGUGAGGCUGUUUCUGCUGUGAAAGAUGAAGAAAUUGGAGAGGAACUGCAGGAACAAGUGGUCGUAGAUGAGCUUGUUGAGAUUAGCAAUAGUAAGGCAGUGAAGAGCGACGAUCUCAGCUCUAACAUUGAGCAGAAUGAGAAUUUAACUGAUGAAGUUGCUGAUAGUGAGAAAGUCAGAAGUGAUGAUAUUGUGGAUCAAGGGGAAUCAACGACAAAUUUGAGUGGAUCGAAAACUUUGGAGAGAGGGCCAACUGAGAUUGAAGAUGUAAGUGUGGAUUCUCUGCAGAAUGUCAUUGGGAGUUCACAACCACCGCCACCUCCUGUCCCACCCCCAAAACCUUCUGCAUCAAACUCAAAUGUAAGGAGAUCUAUCUCUGGCAGUUCUAAUGCAACGAGGAUUGGACCCUCUAGAAGAGGAACUGCCUGGCCUGUUGUUUCAACUAGAACUUCACCAACUGGAUCACGGCCUUCUUCUCCUAGGUCUCAUGUUGAAGGCGAGGGGUACAAUAGCGCGGAUGAACAGAACCCUUGCUCUCUAUCUUCUUAUGGUGAUAUUGAACGAGAACGACAGUUUGAAAUUGAUAUCAGACGUGCAAAAGGUUUAGAAGUCAAAAGAAUGCUUGAGGAUGGAAAUUGUCUAUUUCGUGCUAUUGCAGAUCAAGUUUAUGGAGAUUCUGAAGCAUAUGAGUUGACAAGACAAAUGUGCAUUGAUUACAUGGAGCGAGAGAGAGAUCAUUUUUCUCAGUUUAUAACAGAGGGCUUUACAUCGUAUUGUAAGAGGAAAAGAAGAGAUAAGGUUUAUGGAAAUAAUGUGGAGAUCCAAGCCUUAUCCGAAAUGUAUAAUAGGCCCAUCCAUAUCUAUUCUUAUAGCACAGAACCCAUCAACAUCUUCCAUGGAAGCUAUAAUACUGAUAUACCACCCAUACGGCUAAGUUAUCAUCAUGGAAAUCAUUACAACUCUCUUGUUGAUCCACGUCGAUUAGCGAUUGGUGCAGGGCUUGGUUUCGGCUGUCUUCAUGGGACAAACGCCGACAAAGAUCAAGUUAAAGCUGCCAUUAAAGCUCAACAAGACCAACAGAUUGAUAAUGCACUUCUAGCAGAGGGGCGAUUUUAUUCAGAUCUUGAGCUUACCGAGAAGGAGAUUGAACGCAUGGUGAUGGAAGCAUCAAGAGCCGAGUAUCUUGCAGGCGAUACUUUUAAGCAACAAAUUGGCCAUAGGGAGUCUUCUACUUCCAACGCCGAGCCAUCAUCUUCCGGAGCUAGAUCAUCGGGCAGCGAGACGAAGAAAGUGGAGACGGGAAGAGACAGUGCUCUUCAAGACUCCGUCCUUAGCAGCAGCAUGCAAAUGUUGUUAGCAAUGGGAUUCAGCUACCUGCAGGCGAUCGAGGCUUACAGUAUUUUCGGGGACGAUGUUGAUUCUAUGGUUUGCUACUUGUUGGAAACGAGCAGCAGUAGCAGGCGCAAAGGGAAGGCAACGGAAUGAGCGAGUUGGGCGGCGGUGAAUGUUGAGUUGUUCUAGUAGUGGUAGAAGUAGUAGUGUAUUGGUGGGAGUGGAGAGAAGAAACAAAGAAGGGAAAAUAUGACAGUUAUUUGAAAGCCUAUUGAGCUUCAUAUAAAGUUCUAUAAAUAAAAGCUAGUAGUUUACUUUUAAUUUCUUUUCUUAUUUAACCCAAAUUGCUAAUCGUUUUGUUAGUUUAAUGAGUAUUGGUGUCUCUAUGAUGAAAUUGAAGAAAUUUUCUGCCAUUAACAUUGCUGAUUGAAAUUUCUGGUAUGGAUGAACUGAUAUGACUCUGA
Molecule: messenger RNA, 2532 nt
Organism: Humulus lupulus (European hop)
Lineage: Eukaryota; Viridiplantae; Streptophyta; Magnoliopsida; Rosales; Cannabaceae
Product: OVARIAN TUMOR DOMAIN-containing deubiquitinating enzyme 6
Exons: 9
Coding region: 593-2221 (542 amino acids)
Biological process (GO): protein deubiquitination
Molecular function (GO): protein binding; cysteine-type deubiquitinase activity; K63-linked deubiquitinase activity
Source: RefSeq, a predicted model, not a curated record